AUGCAGAAGAUGGCUUCAGCAUCUGGUUCGGGCGCUGCUGCUACUACUGCUGUUGGUGCUGGCGAUGCAAAUGCCUACCUCACCACGGGGCUCGAGAGCAUCCUCGGGCUCAGGAAAAUCUUCCACGAGUCGAGGCACGGCACAGCAAUCGGACAAACAACUAUCACAGAUCGAGAAGAGCGUUACACACCUACUCGUUGCGACAAAGCAGCAUCGGAAAGCGAGGUUUCGGACGUCUAUGUCCGCCUAGGAUAUGAAUUUAAUCUGGCCUGUAGGGCGUUUGGAGCAAUUGGCGUGGAUACUACAGAUUUGGGGCCCGUGCCAGAUCUUCUCCGGACUAUUCUAGAAGAUACCCUUAGCCAAGAUGCAUCUCUGGAGAGCCUAGAACGGUAUCUGCCCCGUAUACGGAACAUCAUUGUCAAUUUACUUCAUGGCCUCAAGAAGAAACAGGCCAAGUUGCGGUCAAGACAAGUUAGGGAUGGCAGGCCCACGGCACGACAGGGGAGCUCUGGUAGUUGGGGGAGCGGAGAAACCAGUCUGAACCAGACGGCGGAUGAGGCUUUAUCCUUGCCUCAAUCACCGCCUAAGCGACAGCCAGACCCUUAUCGUCAGGGUGCGGUGACAAGCUAUGGUGAGCCAGGAGUCCCCAGAAGCGCCUCCUCUUCGAAUUGGUCCAACGAUCGCCAUGGGGGCUCUUUUGCUGAAAGAGCUGAAAGGGACGCUUCCAAGCGGGAAGCCCAGAAGUCGACAUUUUCUUCAAACUCGUCUUUGUCGAGUAACACAAUGCAGAAUAUUCCCGUCAUGCAUCCGCCCUCUGACCAAAACUUGAAUGGACCUCGCUACGGGACUAGCCAGGAUUUCUCCACACAUAACUUCCCCCAUGCCCCGCCGCCCACUCCGCCCGCGUCCAGACAAAAUGAUGCCAUCGGAAUGUUGCAGAGAAGUGGUGAACUGGAACGACGAGCAUCGAGGAGGUUUUCUGCUUAUCAAAUCCAAAAACAUUUGGGUCCCUCUCCUAACGGUGUCCCUGUUAUCCCACCACCUCAAAACUCACCGAUCCCAAAUCGUGGUCGAGAUGUUCGCGAGUCAAUGAAUGCUGUGCGCCUCCGCGGAUCGUACCUUCACCAUAAGCAGCGUUCCAAUAAUCGGACUGUCGAAUCAUCACCAGGUCGACCCUCCACGGUACCCGAGGGUGGAGAGCCAGCGUCGAUACCUCAAAUUGACACAUCGGUGACAUCGGUUGAAGAGGCUAGUCCUAUGGCUAAAACCCCAGUCGAUAAGAUUGGUUUCCCACCUGGGUUUGACACUAGAGAUACCCCAGGUGGUGACUCUCUACCUUCUUUAUCCCAGAUUUCCGAGCGUGACUCUAGUGCGGAGCCAAACGAUAGCCAAACCGGAAAAACUACUGAACCGCAUUCUGCACUCGCAGAUGAGACCAAACACGCUGAAACCAAAACUGCUACAAUCUCUGAUAUUUCACCCCGCGGUCAAUUUACUCCUGAGCCAACCCCUCCGCCUGGCAAAGAGUUAACACUCUUCUUACAGUACAGGAGCAAAAUUAAGAAGUAUGUCUUGCCAGAAGGUUAUUCAGAGUUAACUAUUGGACGUCUACAGCUAGCCUUUAUUGAAAAAUUCGCUUGGAAUACCCAUAACAAUGGUACCGAUUUGCCCGAGAUAUACCUUCAGGAUCCCGUAUCUGGUGUUCGACAUGAAUUGGAAGACCUUAACGAUGUCAAGGAUCGAUCAGUCCUCGUAUUGAAUGUCGAGCCACUCGAUGAAGUAAAAAAACAUUUCGACGAAGGAGUCGGGGGUAUCCGCCGUUUAAUUGAGAGUGUCCGUGAAAUAGUUGAUGGGCAAGGCGCUUCCAUCCAAAGAUUAACUGAUGGUCAGUUGGAAGCUGCUAAAGAGAUUGCUCGCCUUGCUGCGGCCCCUCCUCCAGCCACGCCAGCCAAAUCUAGGGUUACCUCGAAUAGUUCCGUACCGGCGACUGGAAAUCAUGUUGCCGAAGUCCAAGAUCUCCGUCGCGAUCUUGCUACACUACGUCAGACUUACACGAGUUUCACGUCAGACAUGGCAGCCUCUAUGAGCACAAUCCGGGCCAAGGCUGGCUCUGUGAAGAGUGUGGCAAAUGAGAUGACUGUCCCAUCCUUUGAGGGCGAUGCGUGCCGUGCUCGUGUAAAUGCAGGCAAGAAGGAGCUGGCGGACGAAUCUGAAAAGAUCGUUGCUCGUGUGGAUGAUCUUCAGGAUCUCGUUGAGGACCUUCGAAAGGAUGUUGUCACACGUGGUGUCCGUCCGUUGCCGAGACAAUUGGAAGCUGUGGGGCGGGAUAUUAGCGCCGUAUCUAAGGAGCUGAAGAAGAUGCAAGAAUUCCUUAAACGGGAGAAGCCUAUAUGGACUAAGAUCUGGGAGAAGGAGUUACAACUCGUGUGCGAGGAGAGGGACCAACUGACAAUGCAAGAAGAUCUGGUGAUCGACCUUGAGGACGAUCUCGAAAAGGCAACACAGACAUUUGCCCUUGUGGAGCAGGCCACGAAACAACAAAGUCUGCAAACCAACUCGAACUCAAACUCAACCACCGGACCCCAGGGCUUCAGAGCUGUCUCCCGCAAUAUCCCAACCAAUGAACCGUUUGAUCCAAUGAAGGCCAAGGAUCACCUUCUGGGAGAAGUAAGAGCACUCCUUCCAAAUCACAAAGAUCGACUUGAAGCUAUAGAGCGCGCGGAGAAAGCGAGACAGAAAGAACUGAAGACUCGAAGAGUCGGUCCCCUCCAAAAGGAGCUGGGGAAAUUUGUCGAAGAAGGAAAACUGAAGAAGAGUGGCGGGUUUGAGGAGGUUGAACGGAUGCGGAAGGCUAAAGAUGAACGCAUACGAAAGGAGGUGUGGGAUCGAAUGAAUGGUGCAGUCGCUGAAGUGGAGUCAGCCUUGCCCGCAACAACACUUCCUCCUGCAGAUGACAAAGACGAGGAGAAGGCUGAUCUUGCUGGGGGGCCAGAGACCUCAGUGCCGGGCCCAGCGAAGGAAGUCCCAGAUGAAGAUAUUGGCUCUGGUUCCGGUGAUGACCCCACGCCAGGUGAUGACCCCACGCCAGGUGAGACCGCGAAGACGACUAUAUUACUACCUGCUCCUGCUUCUUCAGCUCGCAAGCGUACAUCAUGGCUCUCUUCCAUAUUCUCCAAUUCCCACUGA
Paracoccidioides lutzii Pb01 is the source of this 3186-nucleotide messenger RNA. RefSeq names its product bud site selection protein. The record is from RefSeq and is a predicted model, not a curated record. Gene Ontology annotation, cellular component: cell tip; cytoplasm. Bases 1 to 3186 code for a protein of 1061 amino acids. The transcript has 4 exons. Gene Ontology annotation, biological process: establishment of cell polarity. Gene Ontology annotation, molecular function: cytoskeletal regulatory protein binding.